UUCUCAACCUCAAUUCCACCUAAACCUACCACUCACAUAGCCAAAUCAUUCACCCAUCAUGGCAUCACUCGUCGACACCUUGACUGCCUCUGGGGGCACAGAACCAGCAGGAUUCCUCAAUGACAUUGUUGAGCAGCUGUGGCCUAACAUCAAUGUUGCGGGCGCCCAAAUUGCAAAGGAUGUCGUUGAACCCAUCCUUGCCUCGACCCUUCCAGGUCCUCUUUCUAGUCUGCAUUUCGUCAAGCUCGACCUUGGGCACGUCCCCAUUCGAUUCUCAAAUGUAGACGUCCACAAGACCACGACUCAGGGUAUCAAGCUCGAUAUGGACCUCGACUGGGAGGGUGUAUGCGACAUUGAGCUCGAUGGGAACCAUGUUCCUAAGAUAGGCAUCGAAAAGGUGCAGCUGAAGGGCAGGCUUAGCGUUCUACUCUGUCCCCUGACGAACAUCAUUCCCUUGAUCGGGGCUGCGCAAGUGGCCUUCAUCAACCCACCGAGUCUAAAGCUUGACUUCACCAAUGCUGCCAGCAUUGCCGACUGCUUCUUGAUCGAGAAAGCCGUACGGAACACCAUCCUUGGCAUCAUUUCGGGCAUGGCUGUACUGCCCAACCGCUUUCUUGUCAAGCUCGACGCCAACAACGACUACUUCAAAACUUACCAACCUCACCAUGGCAUCCUGCGUCUGACAGUCGAGAAGGCAACUGGAAUAACCGCUCCCAAGAAGAAGAGCGGUGCUUCGAGACUCCUCGCUAAGAUUGUCAAGGAUGUGCCUGACUGUUAUGUCAAGGUCAAGAUCGGUGCUGAGGAGGAGUGGCGCACCUCGGUUCAGAAGAACAAUCAAGAGCCAGUAUGGAAUGAGACUCACGAUUUCUUAGUGACGGAUUACGAGCAGAUCAUUUCUCUUGACAUCCAGGACGACGAUUUAGGUGGCGAUGACGACAUAGGCCUCGGCUCCACCACCGUCAAGGACAUCUUGCUGAAGGGUGGCUCACAAGAUCUGACUCUUGUCCAUAAAGGCGAUCCCACUGACGCCAAGCUGACGGUACACGCGAAGUUCUACAACUUCGUUGCUGAUGCACAGUUGUUAUCCGCGGCGGGUAGCGAAGUUCAGAGCAAGGAUCAGAUCUGCGGAAUUGUCACGAUCCUGGUCGCCAGCGCUCUCGGCCUCCAAGGCCAGCGUGAUGAGCUGAACCCGAGCAUUAGGGUGACCUGGGGCGACAAGAACUUCUUGACUGCAGCCAAGACCUACACCCCGGGAGUGGACAUCUUCAACCCAUCUUUCGACCAGGCUUUCCGGAUUCCCUUGACGGCAGGCAUGGUUGCCAACCCGGAGGCGGUUGGAAACUUCAAGAUCUCGCUGAUGAACAAGAAAGUCGAGAGUGGAAGUGCUGAGGUGGCUUUCCAGGACGUGCUUGGCGCUCCUGGCUUGGUGAGGGAGGACAGUUUUGACGUUGGCUCCGGUGCCGUGGUGAGAGCCAGCAUCUCUAUACAUGGAAUUCAACUGGCAAAUUGA
This is a messenger RNA of Cucurbitaria berberidis CBS 394.84, 1510 nucleotides long. RefSeq lists its product as uncharacterized. The record is from RefSeq and is a predicted model, not a curated record. The coding region runs from base 59 to 1510 and encodes 483 amino acids. Lineage: Eukaryota; Fungi; Ascomycota; Dothideomycetes; Pleosporales; Cucurbitariaceae. The transcript has 4 exons. Gene Ontology annotation, molecular function: lipid binding.